UUAUAAGACGAAUUUAUUUAAAUACGACCGAAAAAGCAACAGCUCCCAGUGUUAUAUGUGAGCUUUUAACCAAACUGACGCGCAAAGGAACGGAAUUUAAUAAAAUCAAAAUAUACCGACUCAACACGCGUGUUAUUCUUUCAACAUGAAUUACAUUGUGAUAAUUCUUGUGGCUGUGGCUACAUCAAUGGUUUCAUCACUUCCAGCACAAAAUCAAAAUACUCGAUUACGCUUCAUGCGGAAAAGGUCCGUUUCUUCUAAUUUGGAUUUUGAUUACGAAGAAGAAGCAUUUUUGCCGACUACUAUAACAACAACAACCCAAACAUCAACUACAGUUAUAGCUCGUACAAUUCCAACAAAAAAAUAUCCUCCUGCUAAUCAGGGAAACUCUACAGUUGCAAAAAGACCAAAAAAUGUUUCAACAAAGCUAGAUUUUGGUACUGAAUUAACAGCAACUACCGUAACCAAACCCACGAUGCCGACGACGACAACUAUGUCAGCAAAAACUACAACAACAGAACUUCUAACGACGACAAAACUACCACCAACCACAACAACUAUGAGGGAAUUCACCACGAUCAGUUCAGUACCUCGAACUAAAACUUCUACUGAUUUUGAGAAUGACAAUUCUAAUACACAUCACACAAUAACAACUACAACAAUAAAACCAACGAUAAUGACUAUUGAUUCAACAACAAGGGCAGUAGUCAUAAAAGAACCAGAUGAAGUGUCCAAAGAUACUGUGAUUUUAACAUCAAGCACUGUUCCUUCUAUACUGCAAACUGAAUCUCCAACACAAUCCAAAAAGGAAAGUUUUAAUACAGAUCCCACCGCAACAGCCUCGACCACCAUGCCAUCGACGACAGUUAUGAGGGAAUUAAAUACGAUCAGUUCUAUACCCCAAACUGAAACUCCUUCGCAGUCUAAAAAUGAGAAUUUCAUCACAAAUCCCAUGAAAACCAUUAUCACAACACAACCAACAACUAUCGAAGCAUCAACGACUAGUGCAGUGAUUGAAAAUAAACCAGAUGAAGUGUCUAAACAUGAAGAAAAUACUAUGAUUUCAACAUCAAGCACUUUUCCUUCUAUACCUCAAACUGAAUUCCCAAUUCAAUCCAUAAAUGAAAGUUCAAGCUCAAAUCACACAUGCGAUCCAGGCCAUAUUCAAGCAUCGUCAAGCGUUCUUAAUGAAAUUGGAAACUUGUGUAAUGCAACAGUGAAAGAGGCGCCGAAUAAAGAUGAACCAACUCACAUUAAGAUCGAGCCCUAUGACAAUAAUGUAUCACCGGAAGAUAAUGCACCAACCUCAACUAUUCUACCAGACGAAUUAAAUACGAGCCAAAACAAAGGUGGAGUUCCAAGUGCUACACAGUCCAAUAUACUUGACCAAGUUGCUGAGUCCUGCUUCGAAGCAACAGAUGAACCAAACGAUAAAAGGAAAAAAUGCACGACAUCAUACACCACAGAACCGACAACGAACGUUAUGAGGGAUUUGAGCACGAUCAGUUCACAAAAUGAAAAUAUCAACACAGAUCCUACAAAAACAAUAGUCACAGUACAACCAACGACAAGUAUAAUGAUCGAAAAUAAACCACAAGAAGUGCCAAAAGAUCAGGAAAAUACUGUAAUAUCUACAUCAACUACGAUCUCUACUUUAGCUGAAACUACACCUCAGUCUAGAGAGGAAAAUUCAAGCUCAAGUCACACGUGCGAUCCAGGUCACACUCAAGCAUCAUCAAGCGUUCUCGAGGAGAUUGGAAACUUGUGUAAUGCAACAGUGCAAGAGGCGCCAAAUAAAAAUGAACCAACUCACAUUAAGAUUGACCCCUAUGACAAUAUUGCAUCACCAGAAGAUAAUGCACCGACAUCAACUAUUCUACCAAAUGAAUUAAAUACAAGCCAAAACAAAGGCGGAGAUACGAUUGUAACACAGCCCAAUAUACUAGAUCAAAUUGCCGAGUCCUGCCAUGAAACAACAGAUGAACCAAACGAUAAUAGUAAAAAAUGCAAAACUUCGUAUACGACAGAAUCGACAACGAUCGUUACAAUGGAACUGAGCACCAUAUCAAAGACGGUUAUAAGGGAAUUAGACACAAGUUCUAUCACAACUCAACCAACAACUAUCGAAUCAUCAACGACUAGUGCAAUGAUUGAAAAUAAACCAGAAGAAGUACCUAAGCACGAAGAAAAUAUUAUGAUUUCAACAACAAGCACUAUGCCUUCAAUACCUCGAACUGAAUCCACAACUCAGUCCAAAAAUGAAAAUUCAAGCUCAAGUCACACAUGCGAUACAAGCAACACUCAAGCAUCAUCAAGCGUUCUCGAGGAGAUUGGAAACUUGUGUAAUGCAACAGUGCAAGAGGCGCCAAAUAAAGAUCAACCAACUCACGUUAAGAUUGACCCCUAUGACAAUAAUGCAUCACCAGAAGAUAAUGCACCGACCUCAACUAUUCUACCAAAUGAAUUAAAUAUAAGCCAAAACAAAGAUGGAGAUACGAUUGUAACACAGCCCAAUAUACUUGAUCAAAUUGCCGAGUCCUGCCAUGAAACAACAGAUGAACCAAACGAUGAAAGUAAAAAAUGCAAUACACCUGAAAACAAAGAAGAUGUAACUACGACUCUAAUUCAUACAGAGUCUUCAACCAUGCCAAGUAUGGUCAAAGAAACUAAACAAAAUACAAGCAGUACUUCGACCGAAACAACGGUAGUUCAUACAGAGUUGCCAAGUACCUCAAGUGUGACCAAAGAAACUUCAGCAAUUACAACCAGUUCUCCGAUCCAAACGAUUGAAAUUCAUACGGAGUUGUCAACCAUGCCAAGUAUGGACAAAGAAACUUCACCCAAUACAGCCAGUCCUCCGAUCGAAACGACUGUAAUUCAUACGGAGUUGUCAACUACACCACGUAUAGCUAAAGAAACAUCAACAAAUACAAGCAGUACUUCGAUCGAAAUAACAGAGAUUCAUACGGAGUCACCAACUACAUCAAGUGUGACCAAAGACAUUUCAGCAAUUACAACCAGUACUUCGAUAGAAACAACAGUAAUUCAUACGGAGUCAUCAACUACUUCAAGUAUGGCCAAAGAAACUUUACCCAAUACAGCCAGUCCGAUCGUAACGACUGAAGUUCAUACGGAGUCGUCAAGUACAACAAAUUUGGUCAAAGAAACUUCACCCAGUACAAGCAGUACUUCGAUCGAAACGGCUGUAAUUCAUACGGAACCGUCAACUUCGCCAAAUAUAGCUAAAGAAACAUCACCAAAUACAAGCAGCUCCCCGAUCGAAACAACGGUAAUUCAAACAGAAUCAUCCACCAAUUCGAACGAGGUAUCUGUGCAAAAAGAGAAUAUACCAGAAAAUGGAGCGACUAAAUUGCCUGAGCAAAAUGUAGUAAUUUCAACAACAUUUGGUAAUGAAGUCACAAAAAAUGAUACAGUUUUUAUACCGGGAGAAAGUACUACCACAAUAGCACCAUCGACAAUCAGUUCACAUUCCAAUGCGAAUCAAGCAGUUAAUGAAAUUAAUAACAAUCAAAAUGAAAAAGAACAAGGUUCAACAACCGUUGAUUCAGAAAAAGAUUCAACAAGAACAUUUAAAAACUCAAUUAGUGUUACUUUUUCACUCCUCUUUAUAAUAUUAUUAUCUAACUAUUUCCAUUAG
Messenger RNA from Contarinia nasturtii (swede midge), 3658 nucleotides. Its product is annotated as mucin-5AC-like. NCBI's taxonomy places the organism in Eukaryota, Metazoa, Arthropoda, Insecta, Diptera, Cecidomyiidae. The record is from RefSeq and is a predicted model, not a curated record. The transcript has 2 exons. Bases 146 to 3658 code for a protein of 1170 amino acids.